AAGAGUACAAUGCAUGCAAAGUGUACUUUGAGAGAAUUGCACUCAGAGACGUUUUGUCAGCUCAGUCAUACUCCACAGGUACUGAAGAUGAAGCACAGAUAGAAAGAUGGAAACAGAACACAGAGGUUGUGGAGUCAGAGAAAGCGAAAAUUAGUUCACCCAUUCUUGAAAUAUCCACCACUGGUCAUGAUAAAGAAGGAAAAGAACUGCAAGAAGCUCUGAAAGGUGCUUUAUCCUCUGAAUUCCACAGCAUAAGUUCAACCGGUGAAAGUUUACAGAAACAAGAAGAGCUGAAAAAAUGGAAACAGAAGACAAAGGUUGUUGAGACAGAGAAAAUGAAAGGUACUUCACUCUCCACCAAACUGUCCAUUGCUGGUUAUGGAAAAGAACUGGAAGGAAAACUGAAAACUCUGAAACUUCAGGAAGAGAAAAGCACCUGGCCUGUCCCUGAAUUUUCUGCCUCUGAUCCUGAGGAAGAAUUAGCAGAGCUACAUUUGAAACUUCAUGGAAUGGAAGUUACUUCACCCUCAGCUAUAUAUUUCACUACUGGUCAUGAAAAAGAAAAAGUAUUGAGACACGAAACUAUGAAACUUCAGGAAAAGAAAGGUACUUCACUCUUCACCAAACUGUCCUCUGUUGGUCAUGAUGGAAAAGAACUGGAGGGAAAACUGAAAACUAUGAAACUUCAGGAAGAGAAAAGCAUCUUGCCUCUCUCUGAAGAAGAACUAGAAGGGCUACUUAUGAAACUUCAAAGAAUGAAAGCCUUAGGUAGUUCACCCUCUGUUGUGUUGCCCCCUGCUGGUCAGAAAAAAGAACUGGAAGGAAGACAGAAAACUAUAAAAUUUCAGGGAGAGAAAGGUUCUCUACCUUCCUCUCCUCUCUCCACCACUGAUCUUGAAGAAAAGCUGGAAGAAGUAUGUGUGAAACUUGUGGGGCUAAGAAAGGAAGGUAGUUUAGCUGUUCCUGAACCUUCAACCAGUCAUCUUGUGAAAAAAUUAGCAGAACUGUGCAUGGAACUUACAAGGCUCAGAAUGGAAGGUACUCCGCCUCCCCCUGAACUCUUCACUGCUAAUCUUGAAGAAGAACUAAAUGAACUACUAGGCAAACUAUACAGACAAAGAUACCAAGAUCGUCAUCUAAUCUGGACCUUUUACAGAGACGUAGGUGAACUACUCAGGCAACUGCAGGAAAAGAGGACGGAAGGUGAUUAGAUGAUGCACAUUUAGAGAGAAAAUUAGUUUUUAAAAUAACUGUAGAAAUUCUCGCGCGCUCAUUGGACAGGAACUAUUGUCAGAAGGGAGUUUUACCACAAUCAGCAGUAAUGUUGCAUUCUGAUUGGCUAACUUGCCAUCAUCAAUGAGAGUACAGACUAUGCUGCUGACGUCAUUGUGGCACGCAACGUGUCAUGCACUGAAGGAAUCGUCUUAUUUGACUUUGAUAUUGUGGUAAACAACAAAUCGAUCGA
Messenger RNA from Stylophora pistillata, 1465 nucleotides. RefSeq lists its product as uncharacterized. Lineage: Eukaryota; Metazoa; Cnidaria; Anthozoa; Scleractinia; Pocilloporidae. The record is from RefSeq and is a predicted model, not a curated record. Gene Ontology annotation, cellular component: cytoplasm. Gene Ontology annotation, molecular function: protein binding.